Messenger RNA from Talpa occidentalis (Iberian mole), 2079 nucleotides. Its product is annotated as kinesin-like protein KIF19. Gene Ontology annotation, molecular function: microtubule binding; ATP binding; microtubule motor activity. The coding region runs from base 1 to 2079 and encodes 692 amino acids. The record is from RefSeq and is a predicted model, not a curated record. Gene Ontology annotation, biological process: microtubule-based movement. The transcript has 16 exons. Lineage: Eukaryota; Metazoa; Chordata; Mammalia; Eulipotyphla; Talpidae.
AUGAGGGAGGUGGAGCCCAAGGACCAACAGCUCAUGGUAGCCCUUCGGAUCCGCCCACUCAAUGACACAGAACUGGAGGAAGGCGCCACUGUCAUUGCCCACAAAAUGGGGGACCAGAUGGUGGUUCUCAUGGACCCUGAAGAGGACCCUGAGGACACGCUGCGCACACACCGGUCCCGGGAAAAGACCUUCAUCUUUGACACUGUUUUUGACCAGCGUGCGUCACAGGAAGAAGUGUAUUGUGCUACCACCCAACACUUAGUGGAAGGCGUCGUUUCUGGAUAUAAUGCUACGGUGUUUGCCUAUGGCCCCUCAGGUGCAGGGAAGACCUACACCAUGCUGGGCAUGGAUGCAGAGCCUGGCAUCUACCUUCAGACACUCACUGACCUCUUCCGGGCCAUCGAGGAGACCCGGGACAACAUAGACUACAGCGUGUCCAUGUCCUACCUCGAGAUUUAUAACGAAGUGAUCCGGGAUCUCCUGAACCCGUCCUCGGGGUUCCUGGAACUAAGGGAAGAUUCUAAGGGCAGCAUCCAGAUUGCAGGCAUCACGGAAGUCUCUACCUCAAAUGCCCAGGAGAUCAUGCAGCUCCUUACCAAAGGCAAUCGGCAGCGCACACAGGAGCCGACGGCCACCAACAAGACAUCAUCACGCUCGCAUGCUGUGCUGCAGGUCACCGUGCGCCAGCGAAGCCGAGGCACAGAUUUGGCGGAGGAAGUGCAUGUCGGGAGGCUCUUCAUGGUGGACCUGGCAGGCUCAGAGCGGGCAUCCCAGACCCAGAACCGAGGCAAAAGGAUGAAGGAGGGUGCUCACAUCAACCGCUCCCUGCUGGCGCUGGGCAACUGUAUCAAUGCUCUCAGUGAGAAGGGUGGCAGCCGUGCGCAGUAUGUGAACUUCCGGGACAGCAAACUCACUCGCCUGCUGAAGGACGCUCUGGGAGGGAACAGCCGGACAGUGAUGAUCGCCCACAUCAGCCCAGCCAGCACGUACUUCGAGGAGUCGCGGACCACUCUGCUAUAUGCCUACAGGGCCAAGAACAUCAAGACAAGGGUCAAGCGCAACCUGCUGAGCGUGUCCUACCACAUCGCGCAGUACACGGACGUCAUCUCGGACCUGCGCAGGGAGAUCGAGCACCUCAAAUCCAAGAUUGAGAAGCAGGAAAAGGAGAAGAAAAGUAGUCCCGGUGUCCAGAAUACACAAGUUACUAUUCCCCCACACAACGCAGAGGAGGAUAGCCACCUGCAGAUGAACAAGAUCCGGGCACAGCUCAUUGGAGCCUUCAAGGAGCAGCUGGAGAUGCGGCGCAGCCUGGUGGAGCUGGAGAACACUAACAUUGAGCUGCACAUUGACACAUCCCGCCACCUGCUGACCAUUGCAGACUGGGAGCGGGAGAAGACCCACCAGGUACACAGGAUGCCCGAGAAGGAUGAGGAGACGGCAGAGGCUGACGUGGAUGGGGAGGAGGGCGAGUCCACAGAGCCACACGAGGUGGUGCUGGCCAGAGAGGAGGUCAACAUGCUUCUGGCUGAGCAGCGGAAGACCCUGGCCCUCAAGGCUGGGCUGGAGCAGCGCCUGGCCAACGCCAAGAGGAAGGCGUCGCAGAUGGAGAAACUGCUCCCCAAGCAGGCCAUUAAUGAGGACCAGAGGGAGGUGCUCCGGCUGCUGUGCAGGGCCCAUGAACUGGAGGUGGAGAGCACGGAGCUUCAGGCCCACAACCUGCGCAGGAAGAACCUGCUGUGCCAGAAGGACUUCGUGAUUCAGCGCUAUCACCAGCACAGGUUGCUCUGUGAGCAGAUCAUCCAAGACCAGCAGCAGCUGAUCCAGGAUGCUGGCAUCCCACUGCCAGAGGCCCUGGACAAGCGGUACUGCCUGUACUCCCGGGAGCUGGGAGAGGGCACACUGAACCGCCUGCUGCUGCUGCACUCGGUCAUGUCCAGUUCCCUGCGGGAUGGCUCUGUUCUGAACAUCUCUCCUCCUCCUGAGGAGACCAACCGAGACCAGCCUGAUGACAGGAAGGACCUCCCAUGGGGUGCCCAGUUUGAGCUGCCACCCAUUCUCCUGGAGACUGACAGCACUUGA